UCUUGCUUCCAUCUCUGGGGUUUUCGGGUUAGAAGCAUGUGCUGUUAGGGCCUGAGGCGGGGGAAGACCAACUCCACGACUGUCUGAUUAAAGUAAGCUGUAUCUAAAACUGGCCAGCUGGCUGCCUCUCCCAAAGUCUGGAUUUUAGAGAGCAGCCCCUCACUGGCUUUUGAGGUCCCUCUCCUGGGGAAGGUUGAUAGGAAAUAGCUAUAGAGAUAAUUGGCUGUUAGCACCUGGACAGGAGAGUGGGGGACUCAAGGCUCAAGGUUGCCUGUGGGGUAGAUAAGUGCAAGAAUACAUCAUGUGGAAGGGGAGGCAUCAGGUUAUCUGAGAAGACACACUUUCCUAAGACAAAAGGGCGAUCAUAUGUCGCAAGUUCAGGAGUUUAGCGAGGGGGGCCUUACAGCGUGGGGUCACAAGUUCACUUAGGCUGAAAUGGUUUGCAGGAUACCAUUAAGCUCAGGAAACAGAAACUUACAAGGUACAGAGGCUUAAUGACGAUGUAUAACAAUGUGGCUAUGUUUUAGUUUCCCAGUGCCACAAUGAUGUUGGGUUUCUGUGUAGCUAGGCAUUGAAUUAAUGGCUUCAUGUUUGCUAGGCCUGUACUCUACCAACUGAGCUAUUUUCCCAACCUCUAGCCAUUUGCUAUCAUCAAUCCUCACCUUAUCUUCUUUUUUAAAAGGACACCAAGAAUACCAUGCUAAACUCUGUUCAUUUAUUCAACUCCUCUCAAAAGAGAUGACAUGCUCAGUUUCCUGCUUUGGGACUGUGGAUUCCAAACUCUCUGCACACCAGAGGGGUGGCUGGUCCUGGAAGUUCUGUAUCACGGUGGCUACACCUCAAGUUCCUGGUCACACGGUCUUGGUUUCACUCCGAUGCUAACCAUAUCGCCUGCAAACCCGUCUCCAGCAGGCCUCCUGCUGUAUUUUGCUUGCCUCUGGGUUCGUGUUAGUGUUUUUUGUUUGUUUGUGUUCUUGAGACAGGGUUUCUCUGUGUAGCCCUGGCUGUCCUGGAACUCUCUCUGGGGCACCGGCUUCACGCUAUUGUUUUUUUUUUUUUUUUUUUUAAUUUCGCCUCAUGACAAACCUUCCUAGGGUUUUUCUUUUUGCGUGACUGAUGUGUGUCUUAGCGCCUGGCUGAGAUGGGUACCUGCAGUUGUUUCACGUCUCUUCCCGCCAGAACUCGGCCGGACUCUCACAGGCCAGUCAGGCAAGAAUGCCCCUCAGGAAUCACUCAUUCUCCAUUCCCUGCAUUGCAGAAAGCUCGGCUGGGCAGCCUUCUACUCCUUGCCACCUUGGUGACGGCAUGCAAUGCAGGCUGCUUUUUUGAGAACCGUCAGGGACCGCCUAGUGAGUGUGUGGAUGCUGAUGGUGAAAAACACCCCCUGUUCUCUUUCUGGGUGAAGAACUGUAACAGGUGUUACUGUGAAGAAAAAUCAGUUCACUGCUGCAAUCAAAUUCCUAUACCGGUGUCCUAUGACAAACAGAAGUGUCGUGAAGAAUUCCACAAAGAGACCUGCACCUAUAGGGUGGUGGAGCGGGAUAACCCAGUAAAGGCCUGUGCUGUCGAAGGCUGGAUAAUGUAAAUGGGCUCCCAGUGGGCCCCAGGGUUGAGCAACAUUUGAAUAUUUGUAUGAUUUAAAUUUACCAGUUACAGGUUGGGUAGAGGUAGCCUAUAAUCCUAAAGCUUGGAAGGCAGAGGCAGGUAGAUCUCAAGGCCAGCCAGGUCUACCACGGGAGUUCCAGAACAGCCAGGGCUACACAGAGAAAUCUUGUCUCAAAAAACUAAAAUAAAUAAACCAACAAAUAAAUUUGCCAAUUAU
This is a messenger RNA of Psammomys obesus (fat sand rat), 1822 nucleotides long. RefSeq names its product microseminoprotein beta (gene Msmb). NCBI's taxonomy places the organism in Eukaryota, Metazoa, Chordata, Mammalia, Rodentia, Muridae. Bases 1142 to 1585 code for a protein of 147 amino acids. The record is from RefSeq and is a predicted model, not a curated record. The transcript is spliced from 3 exons.